ACGGACAACCUUCGCCGGUGACCACCACGCCGGAGCUUGCAACCACCGCGCCGGGAAAGAGCUUACGUGUUUUCAUCCCGAUCUGGAUCAGAAUUUUUACACAAACACUUAAACCUGGGCUGUUGUCUUCAUCAAGUAUAGUGGGCAUUCUACUAUAGCAUUUUUUGGGGUUUGCUUCUUCGUGUUGCUACCAGGGACUGACAGGUGACACCUAUGUUGUAGGAAUGGUGGGUUUAUCUCUAGGAGAACAACAUUUCAUCCAAGGUGGCAUUGCUCAGGAUCUUCGCUGUGAUGGUAGAAAGAGAUUAACUUAUCGACCAAUCCAUGUUGAAACUGGAGUUAUUCCUCAGGCAAAUGGUUCGGCAAGAGUAAAAAUUGGUGCUACAGAGGUCAUUGCCAGUGUGAAGGCUGAACUUGGAAAACCAAGCUCAAUGCAACCUGACAAAGGGAAAGUCUUCAUAUACAUUGAUUGUAGUUCAACCGCAGAGCCUGCUUUUGAGGGAAGAGGGGGUGAAGAGUUGUCAGCAGAACUUUCAACUGCUCUUCAACGAUGUCUCUUGGGUGCUAAAAGUGGAGCAGGUGCUGGAAUCGACCGCACUUCUCUAGUUGUUGUCGAAGGAAAAAUUUGUUGGGAUCUUUAUAUUGAUGGACUUGUUGUCAGUUCAGAUGGAAAUUUGUUAGACGCUCUAGGUUCUGCCAUCAAGGCUGCUUUGAGCAAUACCGGUAUUCCAAGCGUCAAAGUUACUGCUGAUGCAUCAAGUGACGAGCAACCAGAAGUUGAUGUAAGUGACGAGGAGUUUCUGCAGUUUGACACAUCUGGAGUCCCUGUGAUAAUUACACUGACUAAGAUUGGGAGGCACUAUAUUGUGGAUGCCACGCCUGAAGAGGAAUCACAAAUGAGCUCUGCAGUUUCUAUCUCUAUUAACAGGAAAGGGCACAUCUGUGGUAUAACCAAACGAGGAGGUGCAGGGUUGGAUCCAAGUGUCAUUCUUGAUAUGGUAUCUGUGGCUAAGCAUGUAAGCGAGCAGUUAAUGAAUAAGUUGGAUUCAGAAAUAGCUUCUGCUGAAGCUGAAGACGAGUCAUGAUGUAGAUAUUAGUGAUCACUAGGAUGUGUUGUACACUAAUAUAUUCAGUCAUUGACUUGGACAAAAUUUGUAAUUUGGUAGUUCUUGCCAAGUAGGUGUACACUAUAGAUAUUAGAGAUGGUUGUUUGAUGCCAUGAAGAUUUUAAAUUGUGGUAGAGAGUGAUGCAUUUUUGGUAGCCAUGUAACGUUCUUGUAUGACAUGCACUUCGUGAUGAAAUUAGUACAUUUUAAGGUUA
This is a messenger RNA of Medicago truncatula (barrel medic), 1321 nucleotides long. Its product is annotated as exosome complex component RRP42. The record is from RefSeq and is a predicted model, not a curated record. The coding region runs from base 225 to 1085 and encodes 286 amino acids. The transcript is spliced from 9 exons. Lineage: Eukaryota; Viridiplantae; Streptophyta; Magnoliopsida; Fabales; Fabaceae. Gene Ontology annotation, biological process: TRAMP-dependent tRNA surveillance pathway; rRNA catabolic process; nuclear-transcribed mRNA catabolic process, deadenylation-dependent decay. Gene Ontology annotation, cellular component: nuclear exosome (RNase complex); cytoplasmic exosome (RNase complex). Gene Ontology annotation, molecular function: mRNA 3'-UTR AU-rich region binding.